Molecule: messenger RNA, 1143 nt
Organism: Candidozyma haemuli
Lineage: Eukaryota; Fungi; Ascomycota; Pichiomycetes; Serinales; Metschnikowiaceae
Exons: 2
Coding region: 1-1143 (380 amino acids)
Source: RefSeq, a predicted model, not a curated record
AUGAAGUACAACCAUUUCGACAGCUAUGAGUUCCAAAGAAAGAGUAAGUUCCGUGUCGAUAAUAGCCUUAAAGCUCUUUUAAAAGAAGAUGGAGAGCCCAUAGCUGAAGACGCGUUUGAGUACACCCAUGUACCACAUAGGUUAGCUAGGGCUGUCAACGAAUUGCCUACAACGAACGCCUAUACGUAUUGUGAAAGCAAACUUAUAAAGGAUGAGUAUAUUUCUGGUGAAUCCAUUCGAAUUGGCUUGACGGAGGAAGACAAGAUAUUGCAAGACCUUUCAGAGAGGGAUGCUUUGGCUUAUAUCAAUAUACUACCCGAUAGCGAUGCACACUUUACAAUGAAUGUUUUCAACGAGAACAACUUAUCUAACGAGAGGAUGACUCUGAUAAUACGUGAUACUGCUUGGGUAUUUGUUGCACUGCGCAAGAAAAGGUUGCAAAAAGCAACAGACAAGCUCAAUAUCUUGUUGGAGAAGCAAUAUCUUCAUAGGAUUCAUUCGGAGAGUGGAGAUGAAUCUCUGGCUCUAACGACGAGCGAACUAUCUCAGCUUUUGAAGUGUGAAAAGACCAUAGCAUGGCAGAAAAAGCUAUUGAUUUCGGCAGUGCUAAUUGGUAACUCCCGAAUCAUUGCAGGUAAGGCACAUUUCCCAGGAACUAAAAGUCCGGAGCUUUUACGUCAGAUUGAAUUGCAACUCGUGCCACCUGUGUAUACCGAAGGGGAAUUGCUUGUCAAGUGUGGUCAGAUCAGCAUAAACGAUAUCUAUAAGACCAUCAAUUUCAUGAACACUUCCAUUCCACCAGUUCGGGAUACCGAUUCCGAUGCUGAGUUUUCAUUCAGUGUGAACGAAACGACAAGAGAAAACUUCCUUUGGGCAAAAGUCUUGUAUAAGCCGACGCCCAGAGCACAGCUGCACUUUGAGAAUAACUUUCUUCAUCCACUGGAUCAGGUCUAUCGUUGGCUGAGAGGUGAAAUGAUCGAAAAUACCUGGGAACAAGCGGAUGUGCUCGUGCUUCUUGGGCUGGAGAUGGUACCACCCAAGAGAGCCAUGGUCGACAGAAUCAAGAGGAAUCUUGAGCACUCACUUAAGCAUAAUCCAAGAAACAGAAAAUUGAGUGCUAUCAUUUCAUUUAGGUAUGCGUAG